Molecule: messenger RNA, 914 nt
Organism: Erythranthe guttata (spotted monkey flower)
Lineage: Eukaryota; Viridiplantae; Streptophyta; Magnoliopsida; Lamiales; Phrymaceae
Product: Putative membrane lipoprotein
Source: RefSeq, a predicted model, not a curated record
CAAAUUCCCUUUCAAUUCCAUUUUCGUAUUUAUUAAUAAUUAUUCCCAAAAUCUCUGAUUUAAAUUAUCAUAAAAUCUGAUUUAAUUUUUUUUUUUUCGUGUUGAGAUGGAAUUUUCGUCCGGAUCGAAGGAUCGAUUUCAUUACAAAUUGUUCGUUGAUUUCAGGUGGAUAUGAUAAUAAAGAGUAUAUUCAGGAGAUACGAGAGGUGGAAUCCAGUGCAUCCAACAUCCGGAGCCUUUUGGGGGAUUGGAUUAGGGAUUGGUUGCGGUGUAGGGUGGGGCCCGGGUUUUGGCCCCGAAGUAAUCGGUUACGUCGGAGCCGGUUGCGGUGCCGGAUUUAGCAUCGGAAUCACUUUCCUCGGCCUCGGCAUUGGUCUUCCAGCCAAUUACCUCUUACAUGCCCCCCAUAACGCUUUUAUGGUUACGAGUAGAGGUGCAUUAGACGUUGCUCGAGGUAGAGGUUUACUUCGUGCAGGUGAUAGCUGGGGUGAAUUUGGAUCUCGAGUCUCUGAUAUACGAACAAAUCUAUGCUCUUCGUUUUCCAGCUUCGAGAUUGAAAGUUGGAAAAUAGAUUUGCGGGACAUAAGAAGUAUGUUGGUUGCGAAUGCUAAGCAUGUCAAUGAUCGUUUACAGAGACUCCGAGAGCACUUAUUUACAAAUAACGGUCCGAAGAAUUGACGAACAUGGCGUGGAUUGUAAUAUCGAGACUGAUCCCGUGAGCUAAAAUCCUCGUUUUUUUUCUUCUUCGUUUUUCUGUAAUUAUGAGAAGAAAAAAGGUAUCUAUCUUCUUCAAUUUCUGAUCUUGUUGAAGUAGUUUUCUGCAGAUGAUGUUAUAAUUGACUAAUUGUAAAUUUGUGUAAUUACAGUUUCCAAUUUUUGAGGUAUCUGCAGUUAUAGUGUAAGCCUCACUCAAA